This is a messenger RNA of Prosopis cineraria, 1027 nucleotides long. Its product is annotated as ubiquitin-conjugating enzyme E2-23 kDa-like. Gene Ontology annotation, cellular component: nucleus. Gene Ontology annotation, biological process: ubiquitin-dependent protein catabolic process; protein polyubiquitination. Lineage: Eukaryota; Viridiplantae; Streptophyta; Magnoliopsida; Fabales; Fabaceae. The record is from RefSeq and is a predicted model, not a curated record. Gene Ontology annotation, molecular function: ubiquitin conjugating enzyme activity. Bases 242 to 802 code for a protein of 186 amino acids. The transcript has 7 exons.
UGCUACAUCACCCCGAGGCCUGAGUCCCUAUAUACGUGUUCCUCCUCAACUUCCGAUCCCUUCCCUUCCACUUCCCUUUUUAAAAUUCACUUCCUCUAUCCAUCUCGCCUCUGUUUCUUCCAUUCACUCUCUCAUCACAACCCCAAUCGUCCAACGCCUCCCGAAAUUCCUCAUUUUUCCUCCCCGGAAAUCUUACUCUCUGCUGCAAGCAGGUUGAAAAGUGCCAUUUGAUCAAAUUAGAAUGUCAUCUCCAAGUAAGAGAAGGGAAAUGGAUGUGAUGAAAUUGAUGAUGAGUGACUAUACAGUGGAGACAAUAAAUGAUGGGCUCAAUGAAUUCAAUGUGGAGUUCCAUGGUCCAAAAGAAAGUCUUUAUGAGGGUGGAGUCUGGAAAAUUCGUGUUGAACUUCCUGAUGCUUAUCCGUACAAAUCCCCUUCUAUUGGGUUUGUGAACAAGAUAUUCCACCCAAAUGUUGAUGAGCUAUCUGGCUCUGUAUGCUUGGAUGUUAUUAACCAAUCAUGGAGUCCAAUGUUUGAUCUUUUGAAUGUAUUUGAAGUGUUUCUUCCACAACUGUUGCUUUAUCCGAACCCUUCAGAUCCUCUCAAUGGUGAUGCAGCGUCAUUAAUGAUGAAGGAUCAAAAGCUGUAUGGUCAAAAAGUUAAGGAGUAUUGUGAGCGGUAUGCGAAGAAGGAUAACAUUACAAACUCUACAGCAGAAGAUGAGGAGAGUGGAGAUGAGGAAGAGAUCAGUGAGGAGGAAAGUGAAUCAAGUGAAGAUGAAAUUCCAGGCCAUGCUGAUCCCUGAAAAGGCUGUAGUGGUCUUUAGCUAUAAACCUCUUAAAAACAUCCCUGCAGCAAUGAUAGCCUUGUUGCUCUAUUAUAAGAUGUAGGAUUAUAUAUAUGAUUUGCUGCCUGUAAUAUCACAAUUCCUGAUUCCUGUACUCAAUUAAGUAGGGUAUAUUUCAGCUAAUGGAAAAACAAACAUAAUCUGUAAGUUACAUGUAACUCUGUCUUGUUCCUUCUGUUCUCU